AUGUCGUUUGUCAAAGACUUUUGGGAGGACGACCAAAUCGUAUGGCCUCAGGAGCCGGAUACAUCAUCUAUCGAACGAAUCUGCCGACAGCGCCUCGCCUUGCUAUCAGACGCAACAUGCAGUGUCUCUCUCAUGGCAGAGGGAUCACGCAACAAGGUAUACAAUAUCAACACCGACGAUCUCGCGUACGUCAUGCGCGUAUGCCUUCCCCUCGAUCCACUGAAGGUAUCUGGCGAGGUUGCCACCAUGGAAUUCGUCCGACAGAAGACGACCAUCCCUGUCCCAAGCGUUGUCGCUUUCGAUCCCUCGGGCGGCGAGGAGCUGCCCUUCCCAUGGAUACUGAUGGACUUUGCAAAGGGGACGGCGCUUCGGAGGCCAUGGCGGCAUAUGGGGAUGGAUCGAAAGCGGAAAAUCGUGACUCAACUUGCAGACAUACAGUCUCAGCUCGCCCGCGUCCAAUUCUCGGCCAUCGGCGGGAUCCAACGCUCGGAGGUCAACGGUGACUUCGUUAUCGGCCGCGCGACAAACGAGGACUAUCGUCGUCCCGGCUACAACUUCCCCGCUAUUCUCGGUCCACAAUUCUGCUCUCACGACUGGGUGCAAGUCCGGCUCGCGGAAGUCGCUCGUCUUCUCGACGAAACGAUCUCGGGAUUUCCGACGGCCGAAGCGGGAGACGUUGUGGCCCAACACUUCGCCAAAGAGCUCGCUCGAGACAAGACUCAGGUCGAGGCCAUUCUUCCCUUCCUCCCUGGCUGUUACUCCCCCUCCCUCCCCGAGUCCACCUCUCUCUACCACUGGGACCUCCACGCCGACAACAUUUUCAUCGACGACAACGACACCAUCACGGCGGUCCUGGACUGGGAGCUGCUCAUUGCUGUCCCCGAGUGGUCGGCAAUGGAGUUCCCCAAGUUUCUUCGAACAAAGCAUCGGAAAAGAGCACCGGUGCGGGAGGACUACGGCGAGGUUGAGGACUGGCUAGAGGAGGAGGAAAAGUCGGAUGCCAUGGGGUGUAACCGAUCCUAUUGGAAGGCGCAGGGGGAAUGGGAGGCGACCCAGCUACGCACAUUCUACCUUGCUGAGAUGGACCGCAUGUCUCCGGGGUGGGCGGAUAGGCACCGAGCUACCAAGUUCCACCGUGUCCUAGAGCAGCAGAUACUCUUUUUGGAAUAUGGCGGUUGGAAUGGGGACGUACGGGGCUGGCUGGAGGCGUACCAGGGAGACGGCCAGGUGCCCAAAGAAGGGCGUAUGGAUAGUAAAUGGCCGACCCUCCAGGAGGAUACGCCCUGUGACGCUGAGUUGUAUGAUGAUGAAAGCGACGUCGAUGACGAGGCGGGAAUUGAUGAUCGCUCGGAGCACGACCGGGAGAACGCCUCGUUUGUUCCGGUUGUGGAGGAGAUGGGGCCGGGGGAGACGGACUGCACGGAGAAGACAGUAGUGGGGCAGCCGAGGACUGAAGAGACUGUAGAGGGGAAGGAUGAGUGGGAGCGGAUCAGCGAGAAGACACGUAGUGGGGGAUCUUCAGGGUUUCAGUUCAUCAAGUCAUUCUUCAAUUUUUAUUUUUAUCUAAGUGAUUAG
Dioszegia hungarica is the source of this 1575-nucleotide messenger RNA. RefSeq names its product phosphotransferase enzyme family-domain-containing protein. The transcript is spliced from 4 exons. The record is from RefSeq and is a predicted model, not a curated record. Lineage: Eukaryota; Fungi; Basidiomycota; Tremellomycetes; Tremellales; Bulleribasidiaceae. Bases 1 to 1575 code for a protein of 524 amino acids.